CGCUGUGAGAGCCGUCAGGCGCUGCCGCUUCUCCCGUCACGGUCAUCCUCUCUAUCCGCUCACCCUUUCGAACAAUGUUAUCUAUGUCCCGCACGGCUCCGAAUCAUUCACUGACUGCUGCAUCCGAGGCUCUGGACUGAUCCGAACAUCUACAGGUUGCCAUGGCCACGGUGGUGAUGGAACAGAUUGGUCGCCUGUUCAUCAAUGCGCAGCAGCUGCGUCAGAUCCCUCAGCUGCUGGAGUCGGCCUUCCCUACAUUGCCUUGCACUGUGAAGGUGUCCGAUGUCCCCUGGGUGUUCCGCGAGCGCCACAUCCUCACCGGCUACAGACAGCCGGACCAAAGCUGGCGCUACUACUUCCUCACCCUCUUUCAAAGGCACAAUGAGACCCUCAAUGUCUGGACCCAUUUGCUGGCUGCCCUCAUCAUCUUGGUGAAGUGGCAGGAGAUCUCAGAGACGGUUGAUUUUUUGCGCGACCCUCACGCUCAGCCCCUCUUCAUUGUCCUCCUGGCAGCCUUCACCUACCUCUCCUUCAGCGCACUCGCUCAUCUCCUCUCUGCCAAGUCUGAGCUCUCGUGUUACUCCUUCUACUUCCUAGACUACGUCGGGGUGGCUGUUUACCAGUAUGGCAGUGCCCUGGCACACUACUACUAUGCCAUAGAGAAAGAGUGGCACGCUAGAGUGCAAGGCCUCUUCUUACCUGCAGCAGCGUUCCUGGCCUGGCUCACUUGCUUCGGCUGCUGCUAUGGCAAAUAUGCCAGUCAUGACAUACCCAAGUUUGUCCUCAAGCUGUUCCAAGUGGUGCCCUCAGCCUUGGCUUACUGUUUAGACAUAAGCCCCGUGGUUCACCGCAUCUACAGCUGCUACCAGGAAGGCUGUUCCGACCCGACUGUUGUGUACCAUUUCUAUCACGUGGUCUUUUUCCUAGUCAGCGCCUAUUUCUUCUGCUGCCCUCACCCGGAGAGUUUAUUCCCUGGAAAGUGUGACUUCAUUGGACAGGGCCAUCAGAUCUUUCACGUGUUUGUGGUCGUGUGCACCCUGACACAGAUCGAAGCGCUGCGAACAGACUUCACCGAGCGCCGCUCCCUCUACGAGCGUCUACACGGCGAUCUUGCACACGAUGCAGUUGCACUCUUCAUCUUCACUGCCUGCUGCAGUGCUCUGACCGCUUUUUAUGUACGCAGGCGUGUGCAUGACGUUCUCGACGAGAAGGAAGACUAAGAAUGGGAAAAGUUGAGUUUAAAAAAAAAAAGUGAUUUGUUCCACUGAGGUUACUGUUAAAUAAAAUGAUCAAAAAGUUUUUAUUUAUGAAAGUUAUCAGUUUGUAUCAGUGACUGUGAUUUGCCAAACUACAUUGAGCUAUAUGUUGUUUUUUUAAUGAGGACAAAGGAAUCUUUAAAUUUGUUUUGGUAGCAAUACAGGUAGUGGUUAAAACACUGAAAUGAGUCCUUACAUCUUUUAUUAGUCUGCAAUGUUUUUAUUUAAUCAUAGUCUAAAGGAAUUUGGUACUUAACCAGCAAAAUAAAGACUGGCUUCUAAUGAUGUCUAUUAGAACAAUUUAAUGUUUUAAAUUAAUUGUAGCAUUUCGAUUAGUGCAAGCAUUUGUUUUUGCAGUCCCACAAUACUUUGUAUUUUACAGACAAAUAGUGCAUCUAUUAUUCCAUAUCCAGUUUGAACUGGUACUCCUCUCACUAAUUAGGUACCUUUCUGACUUAUUCUUCAGUUGGAUUCCGCCUGUCUGCGUUUUAAUUUAUCAAGGUGCCAACACUGUGCCAUGCAAAUGUUUGAACAUGUUUCAGAAAGGUCCAGUGUCCAAUUUGAAAACCAAAUAUUCCACGACUUAUUCAGGAAGAGAUGUGUUUUUCCCUGUGGGUGACCCCAAUCUGUCAAAAUAUGUUGAAAGUGAGGCUGGCACUCGGUAUCAGUUUAGAGAUGGACACUAGAUUACUGAUGUCACUUGUUGUGGCAGUGCUAAUCUUCCUUUCUUUCUUUCUUUUUUUUUAUUCAAAGGGCUGGAACAUCAGCUUUUGCCUUUUCACAUCCCAUGAUAUUAAUGCUUUGGUGUGCAUUGUUGAUCACAUUUAAGUCACAAAAAGCCGUGUCAGACUGGUGUUCUGCUUUUGACAUUUUGUUUUUGUAUAAAUAUAUAUGUGCCUCUACGCAUGUCUUUUUUGGUAUAUACUGUUGAUAUUAAGUGUGUGAAUGUCUAUGAAAGCUUAGCCUUGCACUUCUUUCUUACCCUGUAAAUAACCUGUAUUCCUCUCUGGUCCUUUAAAUCCCCCUUUUUGUCUUUGUCAAAAGCAGAGUUUACUUUUUUUUCCUUCUUCUUCUUUUUAUAUAUAUAUAUAUAUAUAUAUUUUUUGUUGACUUUUUGUCAAAUAAAAUCACACUGGUAAUGUU
Molecule: messenger RNA, 2399 nt
Organism: Solea solea (common sole)
Lineage: Eukaryota; Metazoa; Chordata; Actinopteri; Pleuronectiformes; Soleidae
Gene: paqr7b
Product: progestin and adipoQ receptor family member VII, b
Exons: 2
Coding region: 162-1220 (352 amino acids)
Biological process (GO): response to steroid hormone
Cellular component (GO): plasma membrane
Molecular function (GO): steroid binding; nuclear steroid receptor activity
Source: RefSeq, a predicted model, not a curated record